This is a messenger RNA of Scleropages formosus (Asian bonytongue), 3047 nucleotides long. It is a transcript of the gene prg4b, whose product is annotated as proteoglycan 4b. Bases 98 to 2572 code for a protein of 824 amino acids. NCBI's taxonomy places the organism in Eukaryota, Metazoa, Chordata, Actinopteri, Osteoglossiformes, Osteoglossidae. The transcript is spliced from 15 exons. Gene Ontology annotation, biological process: immune response. Gene Ontology annotation, molecular function: scavenger receptor activity; polysaccharide binding. The record is from RefSeq and is a predicted model, not a curated record.
CUGUGAGUAACAUAUGACUGCAACGGGCUGGAGUGUAAACUUGCUGGAUUAGCUAAUUGGAAAGACCUGCCCUAUCAGACAUACCCAGCCCUUCCUCAUGAUAUAUAUAAGUCCAGUUAAGAAGGAAAGAGAAUAUGUCUUGACAGGAGCUAAUGCUGUUAAGUACUCUGCAUCUACGUUUUGCAGUUUUUUUCAUCAGAGGACAGAAAUGGUCUGUUCAGGCACACUCUUUUCUGUUGUGCUGCUGGCAUGUUUUCUCCCGUUCUGUUCCGGACAAGCAAGCUGCACAAAUCGAUGUGGAGAAACGUAUUUUAGGGGCCAUGUCUGCCAUUGCGAUUAUGAUUGUCUAAUUCACGAUGAAUGCUGCAAGGAUUAUGAACGGACAUGCACCACAAGUGACUCAUGUAAAGGACGUUGUGGUGAGACCUUCAAGAGAGGCAGGCAGUGUAACUGUGAUCCUGAAUGCACUCGGUACAACCAGUGCUGUCCUGAUUAUGAAGCACACUGUGGAAAAGUGACGACCACAAGAGCACCAGCUACAACAAUUCCAACAUAUAAGAACCCAAAGAAGGACAAGCCAACAGAACCUCCAAAGAAAAUACCUACAGAGAAGCCAGCAAUGAAGGGUCCAGUACACACCAAGGGGCCCCAGCCUGAGGAGACCGACAGCAGAGAUCAAGAUUUCUCUGUGGAUGGGUUUAUUAUGACCACCCACUUUCCGCCAGCAAACCAGCAGGAACUCCAAGAGCAAGGAGAUGAGGCCAUAGAUAAUGUGACACCUGAAGUCCUUGGGCAACUUGCUGAAGUUUACAGUUCUGGGCCCACAAUCAGCCUGGACAACAUGAGUGGGAAUGAACCCUUACAGACUGACCUGCCCGAAGAUGCGUCACCCCAGGAAAGCAUAAGCCCAAGCUUCAACACUCCAGCCAGUGAGACAGAAGAAGAAGUUAUGGAGCAGAUGGAAAUACCUCUUUUAAGAAAUCAGAGCUUCAACGACACUGGCAAUGGUCAGGUCUCAGCUGUCUUUUCAGCCAGUGGAUCUCCCACUCAGAUAUCAGCGACUACUCCAAAUAGAUUCUAUAGUCAUGAUCUUCAAGAACAAGGUGUUGCUGAGCCAGCAAACUCUGAUAUAAAAUUAACUGCUGAGGGUGAAGCUUCCUCCCUUAAUUCAAAGCCCACAGGACAGACACCCCAGGGAUUAGAAGAAGUAACUCCUCUUUCUCAGGAAGACUCCCCAAGCUCCACAAAGUCUACCAUGCAAGACCUCCCAUCUUCAAAGCCCUCCAAAGAGGGAGUAGCUUCAGAAAAUCAAAUUUCAGAGAAGCUUCAUGUACCUGAAGCUCCUCUGACCACUGCAGUUACAGACAAGCCAAAAGCCAAGUGUACUGGAGAAAGAACACCAUCACCUCGCUUGGCUUCAAACAAUUCAGCUCUUACAGAUUCCCCAGAGUCCAUGUCUACAGACCACAGCAAAUGGUCCCCCACUCCUGACCAGUCCUCAGCACUUGGAGGCCCCUCCCCUAGCACAGUGCUAAAUGGAGCCAAGGAUGAUGUCUGUGACACUUCCAGUGAUACCUCCCCAACUGUAGCCACUGGAAAAGAGGUGCUCUCUCCCAGGACAGACGCUUAUGCAAUGUUUGAGGCUGGUGAUAUCACCAGCACUGCUUUCCCACAGCCCACAACACCGGGCCUGGUCCCUGAACCUACAGUCAUGGCUCCUCAGGAUAAAGCAGAAUCACGGAUGCCACUGUCUAGGGUCACCACUACAGCCCCCAUAUCCAAGCCUGUUCAACCGGUACAAACAGAUGAUACCAAUGCCAUGUCAACAGCCAACCCCCCUGAAUACCUUGCAGAUGAUAACAACGACACCAACCUCUGCAGUGGCCGACCCAUCAAUGGGCUGACAACUCUACGUAAUGGAACAAUAGUUGUUUUUCGAGGUCACUACUUCUGGAUGCUAGAUGCCAACAGGGUACCAGGUCCUGCACGUGGCAUCACAGAAGUAUGGGGCAUCCCCUCACCCAUAGAUACUGUCUUUACUCGCUGCAAUUGCCAGCACAAGACGUACUUCUUCAAGGGUUAUAGGUACUGGAGGUUUGAAAAUGACGUGAUGGAUCCUGGUUACCCCAAAACCAUCUCAGAUGGCUUCAGCAGACUGUCUGGAAGAAUCACUGCUGCCCUGUCGGUACCCCAAAACUCCAGGAGGCCCGAAUCGGUGUUCUUCUUCAAAAGAGGUGGGCUCAUGCAAAGAUAUUCGUACCAGCAUGGGACCAGCCCAAACUGUGGCAAGAAAACAAAAUACAUGGUCGUCACUGCGAGGAACAGAAAAGCCAGACAAGCAGAAGAUGGUCUCCAUAAAGAAAUAAAAAUCACAUGGAAGGGGUUCCCUUCCUUUGUGACAUCUGCCAUUUCCAUACCCACUCCGAUGAUGACAGAAGGAUAUGACUAUUAUGUCUUUUCAAGGACCAAAUACUACAACAUCAAGAUUGACGGAGACACACCGGCCUUGGCUUCUCCGGUGACUGCAGCCUCCCAGCAGAACUCCGCUAAGAGCUUUUUCAAGUGCCCUUAGCCAAAAUAUGACUGGACACACUUAAAAGGUUUCCAAAAUUUAUUCAUAAAAACACUGAAGGGAUUACUCAAACACAUCUAAGUACAAACACAAAAACAAAGCAAAAGCACAAAUUAUUUGGAUUCCCAUACAUCAGGAGCUCUAUUGGGAGUCUUGGAACACAGCACUGCUGCGAUACAUAUUUGAUACUUCAUCGGGCAAAUCGGCCUCUUACUCCCAUCACACCUGCAAAAUGAAGACACUGAUGUAAUACAAAUCUUAAGUUUUAAAACAUCCCUUCCUCAUAAAAUAUUAGAUCAGGACAAUAUUUUACUAAUCCCUACAGGGAAAUUCUCAAAAAAAUAUUAGAAGUAUUUCUGACAUUGACACAUUACUUGUUUGUGUAGCUUUGGGACAAUUUCUAUUCUUUGAAGUGCCAUGUUUUGAAUAAAUGAACUCUGAGCUUGAGGCAAGCAGCCUGCCUCACCUCUUCGGA